AUGCCCCCAAGAAAGGGCAUCGUUAAGUCGGGAAACGCGGGUAACUCGUCUAAGCCGAGUGCUUUACCUGCACCGCCUGCAGAUGAGAAGGAGAAGCCGCUCUUUCCUCCGGGUUCGAAGUAUCCUCUCAGUCUACUCCAAGAAAGAUGUAAGAAGAAUAACUGGGAAAAGCCAAUAGUUGACACCCGGAAACGUGAUAAUGGAUGGUCAUUCGUCGUCACAUUGAGUCAAAUUGUGUACAAGAAGGGUACAGGACAAGAGCGUGAAUCUGUGCGCCUAGAGCCACACCCGCCCUAUACUCGUCCCACAGCGAUUGAAGCAAGGCAUUGGGGAGCAACUUACGCUCUAUAUCGGAUAUGUAACGGGAUACAGCUGAAUCGUGUACUCCCUCCUGGACCUCGCGAAUAUUGGAAUGAGCUAGCUGACGAGCACAGGAAAGUCGAAGAGCACCAAAAGUGGAUGUAUGAGAGCGAUCCGUUUGCGGCACGAAAAGCAGUCGAUGGACGACAAGCAUCAGCUGCGAAGAGAAAAGAGGAAAAAGAGCAGGGUAGCAUUCGUCCCUCAGCGACUGCUACGAAGGAAUCCAUAGAAUUUGCGAAUGCACCGGAGGUGAAGAUGGCCAGCGAUCUUCGGGAGCUCGUCGAGAGCUCUAUCAAAAAGGCCAUCUUGCUUUAUCCCAAAGCAGAAGACGCAGUUCCGCUUGUCCUGACCGAGGACAACUCGCCUGCCAUCCUUCAGCAACUUAUGGCUAUAGGCUUCACACGCCCACAAGCUCGAGAUGCUGUAGCUUAUCUCUCUCAACCAUCCCCCUUGACCUCCAGCCUUCUACAAUCAGCCGCACCCCUGCAAGCUUGUGUUGAAUACCUCGUCCUGCACGUUCCGGAGUGCGAUCUCCCACAACGUUUCUUACCUUCCGCUAACUCGUCCAAUUCAUUUGUCACCUCUGCACAUGGCGGUGGUGACGAUAUCAAGAAACGCUGGGUCGAAGAACGGGCAGUCAAAGAAGCAGGAUGGCCUGUCAAGGCUGUGCGCGAAUGCUUGAUGGAUUCUCGUCUUGUGGAAGAUUGGGCACUUCUCACCGCGGCUCUCAACAAACGAUUACUAGGAGACGACUGGACUGCAGUCUUCGAUCGCGACCUCUCUAGCGAUGUGAUAGACCUCAUCACUCAGGACGACAUCGAGUCGAUUGGCGCCUCUUAUGCAGAAGACUCUGUAACGCUUGUCAUGCCAAUGUUCGCUGCGCCACUCCAGCUGAACUUUGUCAUUCCACCUUCCUUCCCAUAUAACAUAUCCACACAUCCUCCUCCCAUGUAUAUCACGUCUACAUCCAUGCCGGCGUACGUCCGCCUCCAUUUACUGGCCCACCUCCUCAACGCUUUCAAGAACGGAACUAUCCUCCAACUUGGGCUUGGCCUAUGUUUAGGAACUAUGCAGAUCGUCGAGGAGCAAUGGGGCACUAUAGAAGACCAAGGAUUUCCAGAUAUAUCCCUUGUACUGCAGCAUCUCAUUCCCCAACCCACCAGCCUGCCUUUGGACCAGGGUGUACCAGACACAACCGGGCCCGCUACAGAUCGGAACAAGAGGCGAGACGGAGGAAGACAAAGACGUGAUAUGCGGGACGAUGCGAAGAUCACAGAGGAGUUCAAAGCCAUGCGGAACUCGCAUAAAUACUCAGAACUAUUCUCUCUCCGCAAGAAGCUACCUGCUUUCGCCUCGAAGGACGAGUUCUUGUCUAUGUUGGAGAAGUCCCGAGUAGUCGUCGUCGUAGGAGAAACCGGUUCUGGGAAAACAACACAAUUGCCACAAUUUAUCUUAGAUUCGUUGAUUCUCAGUGGCCAAGGUUCCAAGGCAAAUAUCCUGAUCACCCAACCGCGUCGAAUAUCUGCGAUCUCGGUUGCUGCUCGCGUAUCAGCGGAGCGCGUCGACGACGGUUCCGUUGGUUAUACAAUUCGCGGUGAAAGUAAACAAACUGAGAAGACGAAGUUGCUCUUCUGUACAACCGGUGUGGUCCUUCGUAGAUUGAGCGUCGGUGACGGGUUGAAGCACGUUACUCAUGUCGUUGUGGAUGAGGUCCACGAACGUUCGGUUGACGGCGACUUUCUACUUCUUGAACUGAAAGAACUGCUUCAUACACACCCAACACUGAAGGUCAUCCUCAUGUCCGCGACAAUAAAUCAAGAGACGUUUGUGAAGUAUUUCAACGGAGCCCCUCUGCUCAGCAUACCGGGCAUGACGCAUCCAGUCACCGAUAAAUAUCUUGAAGACUAUCUGCCAUCUUUAAGCUAUCGUGCUCCUCCAUCGAAAGGUCCUCGAAAGCGGGACGAGGAUGAACAAGACGCCCAGGCACAAUACAUCUCUAGUGGUUUAUCUGAACAAAAUGCACUCGCGAUUCAAUCGAUAAUGCGUUCCGACCGGCUAGACUACGAGCUCAUAGCUGCUACCGUCAAUCAUAUCAUUGCAACCGCGGAAAGCCAAGGUGGCAUCUUGGUAUUCCUUCCUGGUGUGCAAGAAAUCAGACAAUGCAUUGAAGCCAUCCGCUCGAAAAUCUCUUCCGGGAUGGCCUCCAUAUUUCCUCUCCAUGCCAAUCUCUCCAGUGACGAACAACGCAUAGUCUUCGCCCCGACCUCAAAGUGGAAGAUUGUAGUGACCACCAACGUGGCGGAGACAUCUAUCACGAUUGACGAUAUCACCUUUGUGGUCGAUACUGGAAAGGUUAAAGAAACACAGUACGAUCCUGAUAGUGGCCUCACCAAACUCAUAGAACAAUGGGUAACGAAGGCCGCUGCUAAGCAACGCCGUGGACGCGCCGGUCGCACCAAGCCCGGAGUUUGCUACAAACUGUUCACGCGACGGCAAGAGAAAAAGAUGGCGGCGUUUCCGAAGCCAGAAAUUCUUCGGGUUCCUCUAGAGAGUAUAUCUCUGUCUGUGAAAUCUGCUCGUGAACACGAAGAUGUGAAGGCGUUUCUGAGCCGUGCCAUCGACCCUCCGGACGUCGCCGCGAUUGACAAGGCGUGGUCAGUACUCGAAGAACUGGGAGCUGUUGACGAGAAUGGAGAUUUGACGGCCCUAGGCCGCCAUAUGGCCAUGCUACCCGUUGAUCUCCGGUUGGGCAAGAUGUUGAUUCUCGGUGCCAUCUUCCAGUGCCUUGGUCCUAUCCUAACAAUCGCCGCGGCUCUCUCCUCCAAACCCAUCUUUCUCAACCCUAUGGACAAGCGUGAUGAGGCCACACAGGCACGAUCACGUUUCGCGACAGAGAAAAGUGAUAUCUUGACGGAUGUGCAUGCAUACGACGAAUGUAUCCGGCUACGCUCGGAAGGCCAAUCAGCCCAUGCAAUUCGGGUUUUCUGCGAGCAGAACUUUAUCUCCGCCUCCACAAUCCGUGACAUCACCACACUUCGACACGAACUCUUUUCCUCUCUAACCUCCCUCUCCCUCUUGCCUCCCUCAUCUUCCCCAAUUACACCCACCCUAAACACGCAUAGCAACUCGCCUUCCCUCCUCAAAGCGAUCCUACUCGCCGCUCUGUAUCCUCGCGUCGCACGCAUCGCCCUCCCUCGCGGAGCACUUAAAUUUGAUCAGGUCGCGGCGGGCACCGUGGCGCGAGAGAACACGGCGAAGGAGUAUAGGGCGGCAGAUAUGAAAGGACAGAGAGUGUGGGUGCAUCCGGCGAGUACGAUGUUCGCCGAGAGGGCAUGGAAAAGCGGGAUUGUGGUUUCAUUCAUGAGAGUCGAGACGGGAAAGUUAUUCUUACGGGAUGUGACAGAGGUUCCGUUGUAUGCGCUCCUGCUCUUCGGAGGGCGUAUUACGAUUAAUCACAUUGGCGGCGGGAUCGUCGUUGGAGGACAAGAGGGCAUCAUGAAACUCAAAGCCUGGCCCCGCAUCGGCAUUCUCGUACAACAACUACGACGCCUACUCGACGUUCAGCUCAUGCAAUUCGUACGAGAUGGGACGACGCUAGAUGUGGGAAGGAAGAACCCGGUGAUUGAGGCCAUGUUGGCGCUUUUAGAAGGGGAUGGGUUGACCGCCAACUGAAGCUCUCAUCUGCCGUGUAUACCUAAUUCUCAAGGACACUUUUGCAACAUGCACGCCUGCCCCUCGCCAAACGAGUUGAGCUCAAGCCCUCUGAUCCAUCCACUUUCAAACGCCGCAGGAGAGGCCUGGUUGCGUUCAUCCGAAAAUUGAUGUGACAUCCUAUCAUUUGUGUCACCUCAUGGGGUUCCUUGAACCGCGAGAAUUUGCGUGCCCUCUUUACACUGUGCGGAUAGACACUCCAACUCGCUCGCAAAGCUAGCGGCGCUAUCGUCGAGGCGAGACGUAUUAUUUACCAUGCGUUUUUAUUUCAAUCUUUUUCGG
This is a messenger RNA of Stereum hirsutum FP-91666 SS1, 4353 nucleotides long. Its product is annotated as P-loop containing nucleoside triphosphate hydrolase protein. Gene Ontology annotation, molecular function: RNA binding; ATP binding. The record is from RefSeq and is a predicted model, not a curated record. The transcript has 21 exons. Bases 1 to 4032 code for a protein of 1343 amino acids. Gene Ontology annotation, cellular component: intracellular anatomical structure. Lineage: Eukaryota; Fungi; Basidiomycota; Agaricomycetes; Russulales; Stereaceae.